Bombyx mandarina (wild silkworm) is the source of this 2606-nucleotide messenger RNA. RefSeq lists its product as uncharacterized. Gene Ontology annotation, cellular component: SCF ubiquitin ligase complex. Gene Ontology annotation, molecular function: protein binding. Gene Ontology annotation, biological process: SCF-dependent proteasomal ubiquitin-dependent protein catabolic process. Lineage: Eukaryota; Metazoa; Arthropoda; Insecta; Lepidoptera; Bombycidae. The record is from RefSeq and is a predicted model, not a curated record.
UGGCCGCAGCUGACGAAGGCCAUCAAAUCUCUUGUCUGCGAAAAUCAAAUAAAUUUCCUCCAUAUUUGUUUUGUACUACGUCUCUGAGUGAAAUAACUGCUUAGUGCCGGCGUUUUGGUUAAAUAACAUAGCAGCGUGGCGAAAGUAACGCCGUACCCGAGCAUGACGCAUUCUGGGAGGAGUAAAUUCGAGAUAACUCGUUUUACGAACGAAGAUGAGAACCACAUCAACAGGAAACUGCCCAAGGAGUUGCUGCUGAGGAUACUGUCGUACUUAGACGUGGUGUCGCUGUGCAGAUGUGCGCAGGUCUCCAAGCUAUGGAAUAUUCUGGCGCUCGACGGCUCCAACUGGCAACGAAUAGAUUUGUUUGAGUUCCAGAGGGAUGUGGAGGUGAGUGGGGACCGCCGCGUGACGCUAACAUACUCUUUAAUCAAUUUGGACUCUUGCCCCAGCGUGUCGGACAUCUCUCUGAAGGCGCUGGCCGACGGCUGCCCUUUGCUGACGCACGUGAACGUGUCGUGGUGCCAGUCCAUAACGGAGAGCGGCGUGGAGGCGCUGGCCCGGGGCUGCCCCAAGCUCAAGAGCUUCAUUUGUAAAGGAUGCAAGAACGUCAAUGACCGCGCCGUCAUCAGCCUCGCCACGCGCUGCCCCGACCUCGAGGUGCUGGACAUACAGGGCUGCGAGACGGUGUCGGACGAGGCGGUGUCGCGGCUGGGCGGCGCGCUGCGGCGGCUGUGCGCGUCGGGCUGCGCGCGGCUCACGGACGCGUCGCUGGCCGCGCUGGCCGCCGCCGCGCCGCGCCUCGCCACGCUCGAGCUGGCGCAGUGCACGCAGCUCACCGACGCCGGCUUCCAGGCGCUCGCAAGGAACUGCAGGAUGCUGGAGCGCAUGGACUUGGAAGAGUGUGUCCUUAUCACCGACGCCACCCUGGUGCACCUGUCCAUGGGCUGUCCGCGACUUGAGAAACUGACGCUGUCCCACUGUGACCUGAUCACGGACAACGGCAUAAAGCAGCUGUCCCUGUCCCCCUGCGCCGCCGAGCACCUCACCGUGCUGGGUCUGGAUAACUGUCCCCUGGUGACCGACGAGGCGCUGGAGCACCUGACGUCCUGCCACAACCUGCAGCUCAUCGAGCUCUACGACUGCCAGAUGGUCACGAGGAACGCCAUACGUAAGCUUAGGAACCAUCUUCCCAACAUCAAAGUGCACGCGUACUUCGCCCCGGUGACUCCGCCCGCGGCCGCCGGCGGCGCCCGGCCCCGCUACUGCCGCUGCUGCAACAUCAUAUGAGCGGCCCCGGACGCGACACCCGCCCGCCGGGGGAGGCAGGGGGGGGGAGGGGGGUCGCUCUAAGCAAACGCGCACGGACUAUUCAAAAGCUCUCCCGAUCUCGUACGAAACUUUUUUCGACAAAAUGGAAAGCUCUGUGUGAAAGCCACGUGUAACAAAACGACGUUAAUAAUUCUCUGUCUCUCUCUCUCUCUAUCGUUACGAUUUGCUUAACUCUUUCUCUGCAUCGAAAAUUGUGUUUAAGUAAAUUGUUAAUAAUGUGAUUCAUUUUAUGACGUUUUAAAAACGUUAAGAGAUUUUUUAAAAAAAAGCUCAUAACGUACUCGGAUUGGUCGAUAGCACGCUCUAGUGCUGCUUACACUCUAAUGACGUCACGCGCCACUCAAUACUCGUGACGUGACACAAUGGAACGCUAGGACUGUCUCUGGGUUUAUUUUAAUAUUUAAUGAGUUCCAAAGAUAACUUUGAAAGUUAAUUACGGUACUGGAAUACGCAACACCUUGUCGUGGCAAAAUGGCGAAUGCGACUAAACGCGUUAUGAAGAAAUGUGUUCAUUACGUAGUACAGGGGGCUGCUGGCCCGGAGGCCCCGGCCGGUCGGCGACCAGUAAGGCUGCGGACCCUUGAUGAUUCCGAAGAAUCUUUAAAUUACAUUAAAGUGGUUGAGAACCCGUCAAAUAGCAAACAGCAGUGUUCAUAUACACGUAAGUGGGGUCGGACGCGCUUCUACUAAACGUAGUCCUAUUGUGAUUUAGUGAAAUAUAUGAAUACACCUUUAGUACAAUAUUAUGAUGUUUCCGUUUUGGAAAACUUAAAUGUUCACGCCCAUUUGUAACGGGGCAACCAGGGACUGCCUCAAGUGUCGUCAUCACCGAUGGAGCGUCGUGUCUGUCUGCCAGAAGGACAGCAGACAUUCCACCGUAGACCAGCGUCUGGUCCUGGGACCUGGUAGCGCAGGCUGGACCCUACACCUCCUUAUCUAGUUUCAUUAUAAAAAUACUGAUAUUCUUCAAUUUCCCUGAGUCAAGCAUGAGCGAGCCCGCUGACAACCAAAAUAUAGCUUAUUUAGCAUUGCCAACAUAGAUAUAAUUGUUACCAAUAACGGCUUUUUUUCUGGAGUGGGUAAAGUGACAUAAUUAUAUCCUUAAUUUAUCAAGCGAACAAAACAUUUUUUAUAAAAUACAUAAUUUAAAGCAAUUCUAGUGAUCAGUACAUCAUGCAUAUUUGUGUGUAGUGUCCUUGAUAUCCCAGAAAUCAUCAGGUCAGCGCAGUUGUUAUUGAUGAACUCACCAAAAUUUAUGGUUUAAAUAAAUAAAU